Messenger RNA from Syzygium oleosum, 951 nucleotides. Its product is annotated as cytochrome P450 81E8-like. The transcript has 3 exons. NCBI's taxonomy places the organism in Eukaryota, Viridiplantae, Streptophyta, Magnoliopsida, Myrtales, Myrtaceae. Bases 1 to 951 code for a protein of 316 amino acids. Gene Ontology annotation, molecular function: iron ion binding; heme binding; oxidoreductase activity, acting on paired donors, with incorporation or reduction of molecular oxygen, NAD(P)H as one donor, and incorporation of one atom of oxygen. Gene Ontology annotation, cellular component: membrane. The record is from RefSeq and is a predicted model, not a curated record.
AUGGAGGCUUCAUCACCUUACACUUUCCUUUCUCUAAUUUUCUUCCUCCUCCUCACUCUCAAGCUCUUCUCUUCGUGGUUGAAGCAACCCAAGAACCUCUCGCCGAGCCCACCUUCCAUCCCUAUCCUUGGUCACCUCCGCCUCAUAAAACUCCCCCUCCACCGAACACUCCACUCCCUCUGCCAAUCCUACGCCCCGUCAUCUCUCUCCGCUUCGGCUACCACCGGGUCGUCGUCAUCUCGUCAGCAGAAACCGCCAAAGAAUGCUGUACUGAAAACGAUCUCGUGCUUGCAACCGCCCCACCAGCUUCGCCACCAAGCACCUUGGGUUGAGCAAGAGGCUGAACGAGUUCUUACAAAUUUGAUUGAAGAACACAGAGCUAGUAGCAAAAAGGGUGGUGGUAGGAGUAUGGACACUAUGGUGGAUCAUUUGCUUUCGUUGCAAGAGACGCAGCCCGAGUAUUACACUGAUGAGAUCAUUAAAGGGCUAACAAUGGUCAUGGUUGUAGGAGGCACCGACACUUCUACUACGACAAUGGAAUGGGCAAUGUCGUUUUUACUGAGUAAUCCGAAUUCUUUAAAAAGAGCUGCUGAGGAGUUGGAUAGUGUGAUUGGCCAAGAAUGCUUGAUAGAUGAAACAGACAUUGCAAAACUUCCUUAUCUCCAAAACAUUGUAUCGGAAACUCUACGUUUGAAACCACCAGCGCCAUUUCUUGUUCCACACAUGUCAUCAGAGGAUUGCACCAUAGGCGGUUAUAAUGUACCUCGUCAGAACACAGUAUUCAUCAAUGCGUGGAGCAUUCAUAGGGACCCGAACUUGUGGGACGAUGCGACAAGCUUUAAACCCGAAAGAUUUGAAAAUGGAGAUGAUGGGCAAUUCAAGUUCUUGCCAUUUGGGCGUGGGAGGCGAGCCUGUCUCGGAGAAGACAUGGCCCAACGAGUGAUCAAUUGA